Messenger RNA from Oldenlandia corymbosa var. corymbosa, 711 nucleotides. The record is from the annotation of a GenBank genome assembly. Lineage: Eukaryota; Viridiplantae; Streptophyta; Magnoliopsida; Gentianales; Rubiaceae.
AUGGAAAACCUAGAGACUGAACUGAAGAUACACGCCCAGAAAUUGAUCGUGAAAGCUCAGGAAUUGAUUGAGAAGACAUCGCCAAAUCAACUUUAUGCUGCCAUUGCAGUUAUCAUAUUCACUGUGCUUCUCUUUAUAAUUGUUAGACUUUUCAAACGUGAUGGCUCCUCACACCAAGGUACUGUGACAUCUGUUGAACCCAAUGAAGGCAUCUUUGUGUUGCACUCAGAGGCUAUUAAGAAGGGUAAAAUUAAGCCUAUUCAUGUUGUUAAUGUACCUGGGCAUUCUCGCCUUCGAACGAAACUAGAUGAUUAUGUGCCGAAAGCAGCUGGUAUUGUUUUUGUUGUGGAUGCUGUCGAAUUCCUACCAAAUUGCCACGCAGCUAUAGAGUACCUCUAUGAAGUUCUGACUAGUGCGAACGUUGUGAACAGAAAAAUUCCGGGUCUUAUCCUUUGCAACAAGGUGGAAAAAGUCACUGCUCACACAAAGGAAUUCAUUAGGAAGCAGCUGGAAAAAGAAAUUGACAAACUUCGGGCAUCAAGAACCGCUGUCUCUGAAGCGGAUGUUACUAAUGAGUUUACACUUGGGACCCCAGGGGAGCCAUUCAACUUUUCCCAGUGUCUCAACCAAGUGACAAUUGGUGAGGCUUCUGGCUCAACUGCAGAUGUCUUGCACCUGGAAGACUUCAUUAGGGGCGUUCUGAAGCCUUGA